Molecule: messenger RNA, 1076 nt
Organism: Oppiella nova
Lineage: Eukaryota; Metazoa; Arthropoda; Arachnida; Sarcoptiformes; Oppiidae
Source: the annotation of a GenBank genome assembly
AUGGCUAAACGUAUUGCAUUCACUGGACACGUGUUUGGACUGAAGAGUUUGGCACCAUUUGGUGGCAGAAAAGCUAAUCACGAGAUAAAUAGCUGUGAAAUGUCUUAUCUGAGAGACAAAAACGACAAUAACUUCGUCAAUGAGUUUGACGACAACACCACAAAGACAUCACAAUUAUCACCCAAUUAUCCUCAAAACGAUACCAAUCUAUACAACAGAUAUAAGGAGAACGCGGCCAACGAUCGGCUGAAGAGGUCAUCGGAGGGCAUACCGGCCAUCAGUGCCGAAGACUUUCGAAUGCUUCGUGAAUGCAAUCGCGAGAGCUUUUGGAUGCGAUGUCUGCCGCUGUCUGUAGGCAUCUGUUCCCUAAUGUUUUAUUUGGCGCACAAGAAGUCAGUGAAACCCAAAGUGGUGCACAUCUUGAGCGGCACUUUCGGCGGUUGGUUUUUAGGCAAACUCUCGUAUCGGCGCACCUGUGAGGACCGGCUCAUCCACUCUCCAUCGCAGUCCCCAUUUGUCACUGCAAUGCGACGCCGAAGAGGUAUCGUUAGGGACGACACUGUGCUCACCACCGAUGGACAACCUGCCGACCAGUCGAGUGACUUAUUCUGGGAUCAGCCCUCCAAAGACGAGUUUGGUUACGGCGCUCACGAGUUCGCCGAUUAUAAGGAUAAUGACUUGAGUGGUGGCAAAGGCCAGGGGGAGACCAAGACAUAUACGACUUACGAUGACUUGAGAGCUCAUAAUCGCGCCAAUAGUCACAAACCUAAACCCUUUAGUGCAUAGAUUGGACUGUAGUUUGUUUAGCCUUUUAUUACUGUUAGUUGUGUUUCAAUGAGUGCACUAAUGCUGGACCCGAUUGACGGCUCAAUUCAAUGCAGACACUGUCUCACGAGUCCAGUCACUACCCAUUCAACUGUCGUUUGUUUAUACCGUACUUUGUUUUAAAGUUUGCUACAAACGUAUAAAUGAAUUGAUACUACCGGUACAAUCAUAACAAACAUUUUACUAAUUAGUGAUCAAUUGUAUAUUUACUAAAAUCUAAUUACGGUAAUAAAAAAAUAUAAUAAAAUAUA